Molecule: messenger RNA, 1073 nt
Organism: Manis javanica (Malayan pangolin)
Lineage: Eukaryota; Metazoa; Chordata; Mammalia; Pholidota; Manidae
Source: RefSeq, a predicted model, not a curated record
GGUGGUAGGAGCCUGCAGAGCACUGGGGAGCCACGAAGGCCAGAGGCAGCUGAUGGGCAGGCCCCUGACUUCCCUGGGCCCCCAGCUCUCCAGGACAGCACUCCUGGCAGCCGUCCUGCUGCUGCUGUGGGUGAAGCGGGUAACGCCUCAGAAAGGGGGCCCAGGCUCUGAGGAGAGGAGUCAGGACAGGGGGACGCCCCCUCCAGAGCCCCCAUAUUUUCCCUAUUCUCCAACUUCUUCCCCUUUCCCCUACAGCCUGGGGCAGGAGGAAGGUCAGGACCAGUCCCUUCAGUGCAGUUCUCUUUCCCCUGUUCCAGACCAGGAGCAAGAGCAGUUUGAAGAGCAGUUUGUGGCCUCCUCUGUGGGAGAGAUGUGGCAGGUGGUGGACAUGGCCCAGCAAGAGGGCGAACAGACAUCAGAGACGGCGGCUGCCCACGACCACUUAUUCGAUGUAGUCUUCUGCUUUAACCUGGCCAGCAUCAUGGUUUUUUUGUGAGGAACAUGGAAGCUGAGGGGGUAGCCUGGUUCCUGGAUGAGGACCUGUACCUCUACCUCCACCCCAUGGCAGCUUACUGAACUCUCUCCCCAAGGGGCUUCAAGUCACUACCCCAACGCAGAUGCUGCUGGCAGCCCUUUCCCCCGGGACGCAGUGUCAGAGAGAUGCUGGCUCUGGCCUUUCCGUGCCCAUCUCACUGCCUGGUGACCUCCCCACGCUCUGAGCUCCACUCCCCAGGGCCGCAGACCCCGGACCCACGCGCUUCUCUCCCCUGCCUCUCCUGGCUUUGGUCAGAAUAGCAGAUAGGCAGGAGGAGGCAGCCACAAUAAAAGCAAUAGCAAUAAAAUCCUGGGGACAAUUGAGGACAGCUCCAAGCCCUUUUGUCUCCAACUAGUCUGUUUAAUCACCCAACCUUUGGCCCACCGACCUUUAGACCCACCAAAAAUUGGGUCUCUCCUUUCCUUGUGUAUGGAAUGCUGACAUUUUCUUCUCUUAUCUUUUCUGACUUCUAGGCACAGAACAUAGCAGGAAAGAAUCAUUAAAAAACAGGCAGAAGCCAAGUGCCAGCUUUUAUUUU